AUGGCCAGUCAGACCGAGACCAUUGUCUCGUUGAAAGCACCGCUUCAUGAGAGCAAGGCUCUGGUUGAGUCAGUCGAGACAUACGUGGAGAAGUAUAUGUCUCGUUACGAUGCCAGCCAUGACUUCGACCACGUCCGCCGUGUGCUGGGGCUUGCAAAAUACAUUCUUGCCGAAACGCAGAAGAGCGGCCAGAAUGUUUUAGACGAGACAGCAAUUUACCUUGCUGCGCUUGUCCACGAUGUCGGUGACCACAAAUACCUACAGCCUGGCGAAGAUGCCGAGACGCAGAUCAUGAGCGUCUUGUUGGAGCGCGGAGCGUCACCUGGUCUGGCGUCCAAGGUGCACACAAUCGCAAAGAACGUGUCCUACACGAACGAGCUUAAGGACCCUGGAAAAGUUCGGCAGGUCUUACUGGAGCACCCUGAACUCGCCAUUGUCCAGGAUGCCGACAGGCUUGACGCCAUUGGUGCGAUUGGUGUCGGGAGAUGCUUUACCUUCGGAGCUGCGAAAGCAGGCCGAGGCAUGCAAGGAGCGGUAGAUCAUUUCGAGGUCAAAUUGGAGAGGUUGGAGGCUAUGAUGAAGUCGCCCUCGUACGCCGAACAGCCAACUAAGCUACGCCUCCCCCGCCGCGUCUUCUCCCAUGAGCCUGUCGCGCGCUAUCUAAUCACAAUGUUCUGUCUGCGGAGCUGGAUACCUAUACUCUUCUUCCUCACAAACGCCUCGCCUGUCUAUCUCGUCCUCUUCAUCUCUGCCACCUAUUUCCUGAACCGGCCCUGCGUCUACUGCAGCCUGCUCCUCGCCAUUUUGGUCAUCGCCCUCUUCGAUUUCAACACCAGCUGGUUCGAGCCGAACGGCCGCUAUCAUUCCGAUGCCGACGCCGCAUCUGCGCACGAGCCUUAUGUGCCGCCGUCCAAUGCCUCCAUGGCCUUAGACGUGGCCAUGGAGACGGUGAGCCUGCUGGCAGGAACGGUGAACAACACGGCGGGCGCGCUGGUCUCGGCGGCCAUGGACGGCAUCAAGCGCAAGCGCGGCACACCGGACGCGGCAGCUAGCGUUGCUGGCGCCUCGGCCGACUGGGGGAAGGGUCUCUUCGCGAGGAAGGAGUGGAAGGUGCCGUGCAUGGACGUCAUUGUUCGGCUUUGA
Molecule: messenger RNA, 1143 nt
Organism: Lasiodiplodia theobromae
Lineage: Eukaryota; Fungi; Ascomycota; Dothideomycetes; Botryosphaeriales; Botryosphaeriaceae
Product: Hd domain-containing protein
Exons: 4
Coding region: 1-1143 (380 amino acids)
Source: RefSeq, a predicted model, not a curated record